Corythoichthys intestinalis (scribbled pipefish) is the source of this 2659-nucleotide messenger RNA. RefSeq names its product adaptor related protein complex 1 associated regulatory protein (gene ap1ar). Gene Ontology annotation, biological process: negative regulation of cell motility; negative regulation of substrate adhesion-dependent cell spreading; regulation of Arp2/3 complex-mediated actin nucleation. Lineage: Eukaryota; Metazoa; Chordata; Actinopteri; Syngnathiformes; Syngnathidae. The record is from RefSeq and is a predicted model, not a curated record. Gene Ontology annotation, cellular component: endosome. Bases 149 to 1030 code for a protein of 293 amino acids. The transcript is spliced from 10 exons. Gene Ontology annotation, molecular function: kinesin binding; AP-1 adaptor complex binding.
AUGAGAAUCGUGUUGUUGUUAGUUUAAGAAAAAAGAAGAUGAGGAAGUAUUACAGCCCGCAAAACUGUCUGCAGCUAGAGAUGCUAAAUCCUGCCUUACUGCGAAGCACACGCGAGGCAGCUACACUGUAGUAAUAUUUUAAAAUGCCAUGGGUAACUGCUGGGCCUUUUGUGUACGACUUUUCAGAAGGGAGGCGAACAGGAUUCAAAGAGGAGGCGGGUCCAAAUACUUUCGCAGCAGCACCACUGGAGAACAUUAUACAAUAGAGUUUGAAAAUCUUGUAGAAAGUGAUGAGGAACAAAGUCCUCAACCUUGCCCAAGGCCCAUCAGUGAGGAUGAACUGAAGAACCUUCGGGAGCAUCGAUAUGCUGACAUCUCCAACAAGCAGGUUCUAAUCGACCAAAAGCUCCAAGCGGAGUUAGAGGCACAAGAGGAGAGGUUGAGGCUAGAAGAGGAGGCUAGAAAUGCUGCCCAGCGGGAGGCCGCCAGGUUGGCACGUGAACGAAAAGUCAAGGAGCACUUGGCCCAGAGAACGAGAGGGAAAGCAGAUGGGUGCGGCAGUGAACCUCAACUGAGAAAGCAACCCGGGGAUGGUUUCGACCCCUCCCUCCAGAAUGUCAAAGCCCAGUCGGAGGCUUUCAGAAGCAAUAGACUUCCCUCAGACACAAAUGCGGUGACGCCUAACACCGAAUGCAGCUGGGACUUCACCACCAAGACGCGCUCCACCAAUGAUGACGCCACUUCACUGGAUCUUGAGUGGGAGGAUGAGGAGGGAAUUAACCGAGCACUUCCAGCCUGGGAGAGGUCUCGGACAGAAGAGGACAUCCUGCGUGCCGCCUUGAGGCCUGGCGGGAAGCAAGCACACAGCGGCCCCACCUCGACCUCAGAGGACUCAAACGCGCUAGAGUGGGAGAAUGAUUUUGUGAGUACCCACCCUGAGGACGGUGCAGACCCGGAAUUUGAGGGUUUUGUAAAUCCAGUGCUUGACACACCCUCAGAAGACGCAUCGGACCAUGGCCAGGACAGAUAGUCUCCUGCACAAAAUGGGACUUGAGCAAACUCCUUGCUAUGACACAAGUUCACCAGCUUUCUUCCCUUCGCAUCAAAUAAUUGUACAUCCUUACUUUUCAUAUUGCAGAGUAUGAUAAAAGUGAUGCUGCAGUUGUUUUCAAACAGACAUACCUUUUUCAGUGCCUUCAUUGCUAAUCAUCUUGUAGCUGAAUAAUUGCAAUUCUUUUACCAUCUUUCAGUUCACACUGUCCUCAUUUAGGCCUGGCCGAUAAAUUCAUUUAAUGAAUUUGUUUUUGUGGCGAUUGAUUCAUAGAAUAAUUAGUUGUUGUUGUUUUUUUGUUUGUUUGUUUUAUGUGCCCAAAUAGGAAAUCGAACUAUACUGUAUAUUAUUAUUCAAUAGAUUGUUUGAUGAGAAGGUUUGAGAAAGUUUAGUUAUUCCUUUGUACAUGGUGGCUGACAGCACAAAUGGAGAGAAAAUAUAUUCAAGAUAGAUGUUUUGCACUUUAUUUGCGUUUUCGUUAACAUUUAGUUAGGGUUUUACAUUUGUUUUAAGCAUUUGCUGUCUUUUGUUCUUAUUGUCUUCUUAAAUUAAGAGGGAUGGGGGAAAAUUAAUCCAUUUUGGGUGAGAAAAUUGUAGAUUUAAUUUUUAGGCUAUAUCGCCCAGCCCUACUAUUGCCAGACUUGCCAAACCAUUCCAAGGAUAACAAAUGAGCAGCAAAUAUUUUCUUUGAUUAUGACCAAAUCCAAAUUUCAACAAUAUAAAUGUAUGAAUAAAUAUUUUGCCCAUUCUACUGAAAUGAUUCUACUCAGCAGAUCAUUGAAAAAAAUUUAAGCAAUCCAAAGAACUAGUUAUUUUCAAAUGGUCUAGAACCUACGAUUAAAAAGUACUGUAUAUUUACAUACAAAUAUGGUGUAUACACCAUACAGAACAAUAAAUGGGGGAAAUGACAUUUUGAAAAUCGUUGCAAUGCAGAAAAUGUGAUACAUCUCAUUUGAAGUCAUGAAAUGCCACUUUUUGGUAUUACCGUUUAAAAAAAAAAAAACAUUCCAUGAUAGGAAUGGGAAUCUGAUUAAAAUAAUAACUAUCAAUUGCAAUAUAUGACUUUUUCUGGCAAUCUGCACUCGUUCAACCUUUGAUUAAAUAGCAUUAAAUUAUAUUUAUUUGUGGAAAGGUGUUAGGUGGGAAUUAAAAUUAUAAGAGAACGCAAACACGAAUGGCCUCAUGUUGCCGACAGUUAACAGCCCAAUUACUGGAAAAAUAAAUGCUUAUUUUCAUUUUGUUGGCAUGAUUGUGCUUAAUGUAAUGCUGCUCACUUCUCAGCCACUGAAGCAAUAUCUCAGCCUUCAUGAACAGGACCAAAGACUGCUCCUCUCCAAAUUGUUCAUCCAUCAGUUUUGCAAGACUUCUCCAAAUUUUACACUCAAGUUGUCUGACUGCUGAAAGUCAUAGUUGUUAUGCUAUCAUCACAAUUCAGACUCAUGUUUUAUACAUGUGUGUGCUCAUUUUUCUGGAAACAUGUUUUGAAAUGGUUUUGAAGUCACAAUCACUGUAACUUAAUUACACACUGGGACUAAGAGGAGGAACACCAAGGAAUGUUGUGUAUUCACUGGAAGUGUCUCAGAAUGCAUGGACUCACUCAAUUAAAGU